UACACGCUUUGAAGCUUGCAAAAAAGGUGCAAUUUUUAAUGUUUGGAAAAGUUUAAAAAACAUUUUAAAUUUAUAAACAAUAUAAUAUAGAAUGAAAUGAAGUAAAUAUUAUGAACUAUAACUUUUACGCACAAUGAUUUACACCGAAACUAUUUUGGUAAUACUUUUAAUGCAAAACGUUCACUCGACCCCUUUGGAUAUCGUUGCUGGUAAAAGCGGAGAAGAGCAAGUUAAAGAAGCUAUUGAUAGGGCUGAAAAAGAAUCUGAGUUGGCUGCAAAAGAAAGUAUAAAAACCGUAGCUAAAGCAAAAGUUGAAACUCAGCAUUUUAUUUUGAAACCUGUCGAUCUUAAAGAAACAUUAGACAAAAAGGUUGAAGAACUUUCUAAACUUCAUGAAAAACACAAAGAUAAACAAAACGAGGAUUCAAAAACGCCAGAUAAAGAUUUAUCUAAGUUAACAAAAUCUGAAAGUGACGUAAUUCUUUCAAAAUUAGCAACAAGUAACGAAGUCUCGAAAUUUACAAAAACAGACGUUGAACUGGAAAAACUUGCAAAAGCUGGAGAUAUAAAAGAUUUAUCAAAAGAUACAGACAUAAAAGAGUAUAUUUUCAAGGAUACGAAUAAAGAUAAUGUAAAGGCAAAAGUUAGUAAUGAAGAUGUUGUUAAAGAAAAUGCCGCGUUGGAAGAUGAGUCUGAUAAGAAAAUGGUCGACAUGGCAAAGAAGCUGAAUAAUCUUGUGUUGAAAUUUCAAAAAAAAAUGGGUCGCUUAGCAACUCAUUCUGAAAAAAGUGAAACUUUAAUUUCAGCUGCAUCUCAACUAACCGAUAACAAAGAUGGAGAAUCAACUGUAAAAAGUAUUCGUGGCAAGCCUAUGAGUCAUGCUCCAAUCGAUUUAACAGCACUGCGAAAUGCUCUUGGGUUGGCACAUCUGAAGCCAUCUUCCAAAUUAGUUGAGGCCCCAGGUAAAACUUCAUAUAAAGAAGAUACAAAGCUUGAAGACCGAUUGGCAAUGGAAGCCGAAGAAGAAAAAAAGUUUUCAAAUGGAGAUACCUACGAUGAAAACGGUGAGAAUAAUGAAGACAAAGACGGCGAAAAAUCUGUUGCGUCAUCUCUUUCACCAAAGGAGCAAGCUUCACAAGAAAUGCAGAGCUACAACGCCCUUAUUUCAAGUGAAAGUAAUCGUGAAUUGUCACAAAUACAAGAAGAAAUCACUAAAGCAACACAAUCAAGUAUGGGUCAAGUUAGCGUAGUUGGACAAAAAGAAACUGUAAACACAGAAACACCUUCUUAUCAGAACCUUGGGGGUGGUUUUGGUGGUAGUUUAGGAAGUCUUAGUGGUGGUUUAGGAGGUCUUGGUGAACUGGGAAGUGCGAAUUCAGGAGAGCAAUUUCAAUCUCUUCAAGCAGCAGCUACAGAGGGUUUGGAUGGUCUUUCCGGAACCUCUGAAAUUUCACAGCAAUCACCAAAUGGCCCUGUUGCAUCUCAACAACAAGUUUCUAUUGAAGGCCAACAACCUAUUGAAGUUGGAGGCAGUCAAGAGCCUGUAGAAAUGGGAACUAUGGGGUCAAACGUUAACCCUUUCAAUUCUGGGAGUCUGCAAAUGGAUAAUAUGCAACAACAAAGCCAACAAUUUGCUAAUGGGCAAUCACCUAUGGAUUUAACAGGUCAACAAGGAAAUGAUCCAAAUAUAGCUUUUAAAAAGUCAAAAAUAACGCAUAGAAAAAACGAGAUACGACGACAACAAGUACAAAAAAAUAAAAGAAAUUGAAAAACAGUAGAAAUAUUUUGACUUCAUUAUUAUAACCUUAUUUGGAAAGAUGGUGAAGCGCCUUUAAAUACGACAACAAUCGUAUUUUGACGUCAUGGGUCACUUAAAACCAGCAAAAUCGUUCUAGAUUAAUUUAUACUAUGAACAUUUGUAUAGGGCUUUUAAAAUCAGUUAUUAUGUAAUUUUGUUUAAAGUAUUUGUAUAGAUAUGCACUCAUAGUUUUUGUAACAUAAAUUGUAAAUUAUAAAUUAACUAUCACAAUAGAAA
Molecule: messenger RNA, 2035 nt
Organism: Hydra vulgaris (swiftwater hydra)
Lineage: Eukaryota; Metazoa; Cnidaria; Hydrozoa; Anthoathecata; Hydridae
Source: RefSeq, a predicted model, not a curated record